Messenger RNA from Adelges cooleyi (spruce gall adelgid), 2855 nucleotides. RefSeq lists its product as uncharacterized. The transcript has 10 exons. Gene Ontology annotation, cellular component: endoplasmic reticulum membrane. The record is from RefSeq and is a predicted model, not a curated record. Bases 380 to 2599 code for a protein of 739 amino acids. NCBI's taxonomy places the organism in Eukaryota, Metazoa, Arthropoda, Insecta, Hemiptera, Adelgidae.
GACACACACGCACAUCUCGGCGAGACUGCCAAGACGGUACAACGCCAAGUCUUAACGAACGCUCAACCUGCGCCGGAACAGAUUAUUCGCCGUCUGAACUCUCUCUUCGGCGCGUUGCACUUGCGAAUGGUAGUGUUGCCCAGCUUAUACGUUUAAAAUAUGUUUUUUUAAGUGAUUUUUUCAACAUUUUCGGUGUCGACCACCGCCUACUACUACUACUACUACCACCGCGAAGGGAGUUUACCUGCCUACCUUUCCGGUAAGGUAAUAAUAUUCAAACAGUCCGUCCCAAGCUUGCAGUCGUUGCCGCCGAGUACUAUGUCCAGCUGAAUCGAGCCGACCGACCGACCGUUUUUCGUUUAGCGUACUUGUCGAUAAAAUGAGUGCGGCCGCCGUGGGUUUUGCCCUGGUCAUCACCAGUGUGUUCAGCUUUGCUUUUUUCUAUCUCAUGAAGUAUGCCUUCCACACCACGUCUUCUUCCCGCCGAUUGUCGACAAAAUCGAGUAAAUCGGCCAAGCAAAGCUCCGCCACCGCAGUGGCCUCUAAACGCGUUUCGCGUACGGGCAACAGGCUAACGUCGACGACGGUCAAGAAGUCCGCCACUUUGGUGCCGGAAUCCAAACGAGGAAUCGUCCAAAAAACAGACCGAAAAUUGAAACCGAAAAUCAAUAAUGAAAAAUCCAAAAUCUCAAAGCCAACAGUAGAGCCGAUUCAAGAAAAACUACCCGAAGAAGUCGACGAGCGACCAGUGGCAAAGCCUUCGAAACCUUUGAAACCCGUAAAAGAAACUCUAGUUGUUGAAGAACCGCCAAAAGUACUUGCCAAACCUGUUAAUACUAUUCCUAACAAUUCUGUUGUUAGUAAUAGUACUAACAAUAGUAAUAUCGCUACGCCGGCGGAAGUGGUGGUUCCAAAACAAAAUCACGCAAUGAAGACUUCUCCAAACGCCGCAGAAAAAAAAAUUAAACCAUCUGAAAUAAACGCCAAAAAGAACAAAAAUAAUGACAUCCGACCACAAACUAAACAGAACAAUAAACCGUCUUCUAAACUACGAGAUUUUGAUUUUGACAACUUUGAUGUUGACGAUGGCAGUCGUAUGAUUACAAAGUUAAUUGAAAAAUGUGACCUAUCUCGCGAUCAAACACAAUACAUAUUGGAUACGUUACUGAACAAACAACAAUCGCUGAACAAUAAUUCAAACGGCACAACUACUGAAUGGGUUAAGCCUAGCGAUUCUGCGGAAAAGAAAUUAAAAAAGAGAUUGCAAGAAACUGAAAUUCAACUGAAACACUUGGAAGAACAAUUGGCCGGAGCUCACGGAAAAGCUCGUGACCAUCGAACCGAAUUGAAUACUCAAAUAACGCGUGCUAAGCAUUUUGAAAAUAAGUUAGCCGAAAUGCAAGCUCUUAGAAAUCAAGAAGUAAGAGAAAGGUCGGCUGCCGUCGCCGAGUUGUCCAAGUAUAAAAACAACACUGCAAGUUUAGAAUCGCAAUUAGAAGCAUUGAGAACAACAUUAGCUCAGCAACAGCAACAAAACUUGGAUCAAAUGGCUGAAAAGGAAUCGACAAUCGUACAAUUACGUUCGGAAAUAAAAGAGUUACAAGAGCAGUUAGCUGCUAAAAUUGAAUCCAACAAAGUAAUUCCUAACACAGCCUCUACAUUGGAAAAUGAAAAUACAGCGGAUGCGGUAAUUGAAAGACCAGCGGUUGAAGGACGAGAAUACGUACCCGGAGAACCUGAUGUAGUGGAUGCGUCCAGCGGUGCAGUUAUUGUAGACUCGGCAGAGUCCGAAGCCAUCAAAAAGGACAACGCCGAGCUCAAACGGCGCUGUGACGAUUUGCAAGGCGAAGUAGACGACAAAGAAAAACAGUUGAAAGAAUUGACAAACAAACUACACGAGUUGACUACAAACGCGGCUAAUACCGAACAAAAAUAUCGCACAGAAAUCGAAUCAAUAAAAUCCGAGAAGCGGACACACGAGGAAAAGAAUAAGGAAUUAAGAACAAAGAACUUCAAAGUCCUCGAGGCGUUGAAACAAACGGAGCGGGCUCUCGAAGCAAGAAUUAAAUCUGAACAAGAUGAGAAACGCCGCGACAAUUCCAAGGCCAACGUCAAGCGUGCCCGUCAGUUGUUGCGCCGCCAGUUGCUACCACAAGAAUCCGAUUCGGACGAAUCUUCCGACAAAGAACAUUUGGCCGAUGACGAUGUUAGCGACGAAAAGUGGUCGCGAACGCUAGCCAACAAAGUUCGCAGGCACUACGAGAAACAGCUGCAACGUAGCCAAAAAAACAGUAGUCCCGUUACGAACCAACAGCACGCAUUGGACCAACAAAACAGGCAAGAGAUCGUGUUGAGUUUGGAACGUCAGAAUGACAAAUUACACCGAAUGGUCACGCAUUACAAAAGUAUAAUUUCCGACACGGAAACUAUGCUUAGCCAACUGCACAAACACGUGGAGAACGAAGAAUCACGGUGGUGCGAUCAGAUAUUGGAACUGCAACAGCAAUUGGACCGAGCCAAUAGUGAAUUGCAGCAGAGGCGCAAGGAUGAAGAGUCGUCGCCAAACACCACAAUGAAUUCUUCAUCGUCGUCGUCGUAACAUUGCCAUUACCAAAUUGUAUUUAUUUAAAGACACCCGCAGUACAAUCUGUGCGGCGUCUGCGUUAUCUCCGUCCGAAUAACAAAAUAUCGAUUGCCUUUCGGCAAUCAAAAUGCGUGAAGAUAAAAUUUAUCGACAAUAAAACAUAUUAUUAAUUAUAAUAUUAAUUUUAAAACGGCAAACCGCGGGUUUGAAUUUUUUUUUUUUUAAUCAUCGUUUUUUACGACAAUAAAAUUGUAAAAAAAAAAAAAAAAAA